This is a messenger RNA of Hyla sarda, 4021 nucleotides long. RefSeq names its product cadherin-23-like. Lineage: Eukaryota; Metazoa; Chordata; Amphibia; Anura; Hylidae. Gene Ontology annotation, molecular function: calcium ion binding. Bases 1 to 3078 code for a protein of 1025 amino acids. Gene Ontology annotation, cellular component: cell-cell junction; plasma membrane. Gene Ontology annotation, biological process: homophilic cell-cell adhesion. The record is from RefSeq and is a predicted model, not a curated record. The transcript is spliced from 24 exons.
AUGGUUUCAAAAGAACUUACUACAGCACUUCUCAUACUUGCAGGACUGUUUCAAGUCAUUGCAGUAGUGACAUUUGAUAAAGUGUCUCCUGUUCGAUUACCUGAAGGUAAAACAGAAAAUCAAGAGAUUAUCAGAGCUUUUACAACUGGUAGAGGAACAUUCCGUAUAGACACACGAGGGGCCCCUUUUCGAAUUGACCCAAAUAGUGGUAUCGUUACGGCUGCAAAAGAUUUUGAUUUUGAAGAUACCACACCUAACAGAUAUGAUAUUACAGUAGUAACCAGUAGUGGACUUUUAGGUGCAGAAAGCGCUGACUUUACUGUGAUUAUUGAUAAUGUCAAUGAGCCCCCAAAGUGCAAUCCGGAUUUCCGGGCAAAGAGAGCAAAUCGAACAAUCAAUGAGAAUUUCCCAAUGUAUACAUCUAUUUAUCAAGUACCAGCAGUAGAUGAGGAUGGGGAUAGCCUGACGUAUGCUGUUCUGUCCCAAGCAUCAGGCCCAGCUCAAAAUGGAAUAUUUUUUGAUGUAGAUAGAAGGAUGGGAUUUGUAUUCCGAAAUACAUCGACACCUCUGGAUUUUGAUGCAGGAUAUGAGGAGUUUAGGCUCUUACUUUCAGCAACAGAUCCAGAUGGUCUUUCCUGUGAUGGAGGACUUGUUAUCUAUAUUGUAGACUUGAAUGAUGAGCCUCCAGAAUUUGUUAAAAUUGAAAAUGACACAAUUUAUGUUCCUGAAAAUACACUCAUUGGAUCCAUAUUGGAAGUUUUUGAAGCAAAUGAUAGAGAUGCUGAUAGUCAAAUCAGAUAUGGCUUUCCAGGGACUACACCAAUGUUUAGAAUAAACCCAGUUUCCGGUGCUCUAACUUUGCUUCAACCACUGGAUUAUGACAAUCCUGAUAACCACAAAGCAUAUACCUUAGUUAUUUCUGCUACUGAUGGUGUUCAUGAAACUUUGUAUAACAUCCAGGUUAUUAUACAGAAUGUGGAUGAGCCACCAGAAUGUGACCCUGCCUUUUCUACUGGGACAGGAAUUACUUUAGCAGUUCCUGAAACAUUCCCUGUAUUAACAAAGCUUUACACUAUUCUUGCUGAAGAUCCAGAUGAAGGAGAUGAUGUAAAAUUUGAAGUCACUCAUUCUUCUCCUGAAUCUGAAACCUAUUUUAUGUUGAAUUCUGAUACUGGCAUUAUUUCCACAACGGAUGAACGUUUGGACUAUGAAUCAGACCCAAAGAAAUUUUUAAUCUCUAUCAAGGUGAGAAAUGUAAAGCCAAAUCCGAUGUCUUGCACAGGCUUAAUAACAAUCACUCUCCAAAAUGAAAAUGACGAAGAGCCUGUUUAUCAAAAUUUACCAGAUAAACCUAUUGACAUUCCUGAAAAUCUUCCUCCUGGAACAGUUAUACUAAAACUACAAGCUACUGACCGAGACAUUGGAGAUAGUGUACACUAUGAAUUUUUUACAACUUACCCAGGGCUAUUCAUAGAUGAUGAUUCUGGAGAAAUUAAAAUAGCCUAUUUAAUGGAUUAUGAAGAUCCAAACAUUGUUCAUGAACAGCGACUGGUUGUCCAUGCAUUUGAUAAUGACAGAGUCCACAUAACAGCAGCAGAGUUAAUAGUGAGACUAAUCGAUGUUAAUGAUAACUAUCCUCAAUGUGAAGGUUACCCCAAUAUGAUUCAAGUUGCUGAAACAACUCCAAUAAACAGCCCAUUGCUGCAAAUCAUAUGUGUGGAUAGAGACUUAGAGGAACCAAAUAAUGUCCUCAAUUAUAAGCUAAAUCUUCCUGAUGAGUUUUCAGCAGAUAAAUUUACUCUUAUAGGCAAUACAAUUAUUGCUGGGCCAACAGCUUUAGAUUAUGAUGACCUGGAAUUUGCUGCUAUGCAGUUUAGGCAUAUACUACUUAUUGAUGUUUCAGACUCUGGGACACCUUCUCUAACAAGUACAGUCACUGCAAUUAUAAGAGUUACCCGUGUGAAUGAAUUUGAUCCAAACCCAUCACCUAAUGUGUUUGAAGUGCUUGAAAACAGUCCAGUGGACUCGCUGGUUGGAAUAACCAAAUUCGCAGACAUUGACUGGCCAUUUGAUAACAUCAAGUUUACUUUUGCUGGUGGUGAUUAUGGAAAUCCACCAAAGUUCUACAUAGAGCCAGACACAGGUAUUAUCAAGGUCCGAGAAACACUGGAUUUUGAGAAGAAAAAUAAAUAUUCAAUAACAAUACAGGCAACUGACCUCAACAAUGAUGUAGAAGCAGACCCCCUACAACAGAAAAGCAGUGUAGCCAUUGUCACCAUUAAUAUAUUGAACGUGAAUGAUGAGCCUCCUGUCUGCUCUCCUGCCUAUUAUGAGAGAAUAAUUUAUUCUACACAGAAAAUACCUGUACUACAACUACAAUGUUCAGAUAAGGACUCAACUGAUGAUCAACUUAGCUAUGCAAUAGUAUCAGAGAAUAAAGCUAACCGUUUCAUUCUGGAGAGGGAUGAUGAUGGUCCUCCUUCUAUAGUACCAACUCAAAACUUCCAAUAUAAUGUUUUUGAGGGCAUUCAGGAUCCAACAGUUUUCCAAUUGUUGAUUGAAGUUACAGAUGAACAUGAAGGAAACAAAGCUCUUCAGCUGUCAACAACAGCUACUGUAAUAAUCUAUGUGGUCCCCUGGACUACCACCAACCCAACAACAACUCUUAAGCCCACAACAAUGCAGGAGACAACAGCCGUGAUUGUCCGAACAUCUUAUUUUUGGCAUCCUGAUAAUUGGUUUCCAGCUGUUAUUACAAUUAAUGCCGCUCUUUUUCUCUUGUGCCUGUAUGCACUGGCAUGGGGUGUCCUGAAAGAUGUUCCAAAAUACUCAAAAUUUUUUCCAAAAUGUCAAAGUAUUCAAGACCCUAAACCUCCCAAACCUCCUAACAAUCAUCCAAACAACAAAAGCAUAAACAACCAAGAGUCAACUAAGAAUGAUUCACAAUCAAAUGAAAACCAAAACUUUCUGCCACAGUACCCUGCUCCACCUAUCUUUGAUGGGCGUGCUAUUGACCCAGUUUCUGGAAACCAUUUCCUAUUCAACAGUUACACAGGAGAAACACAAUGGGUUAAGUGAAGGGCAAGAGAAUUAUCUGCGCAAUGUCAACUCCAAAUACAUCAGAACAUAUUGCAUUUUGUUUAAUUUUCUGUAGAAUGUGAGGAUGUAUUAUGCUUAAAUAUGGUAUUCCUUUUGCCACAUAACUGUUUCUGUGUGUACAAAAGGGUUUUAACAUGGAUCAUAAUUUUGCAACUUAUAUAGAAUAUUUACUUGGUACAUAUCAUUGUAGUUUGUAUGGCAAAGUAAAAUAUGUAUUAUUCUAGGUUUAGAAUUUGUUCUAUAAAUAAAACCAAAUUUUCAGUGCAAUUAGUGCAAGUGCGUUACCUUUUUACUGUAUAAGAUACAAAAUGUGAAAAUAAUUCCAAACCAUUUUCAUUUUAUUCCUCCAACCAGGAUAAUGACACAAGACAGGCCAAAUGCACAUUAUUGGAUUGAGGCAGAGAUAAAUGUCCAUAAUAUGGCUCUCUCAGAAGUGUAUGAGCUCUCUCUGCACCUCUAUGUGCCUCUGAUUUUAUAUGGAUCCCCAAAGAGUAACUCCAAGAGCAGCUACAAAUUCAAUAGGAAUUUACCAAAACAUUGGGCAAAAUGUACUAUUGUAAAUGUGCCAGAAUUUUGGCUCAAUUUGUACUCACAUGACCCACAUUUCACAGAAGUUUUAGAUGUUUUGUGACACUUUUGUGCCUCGUCUAACAAAGAGGUGUGGCUUGAUGUAUAUUAGGUGUGACUUUACAGGAAAGGGACAUGGCUUCUGAGUGUGGAAUAACAUUUUGGAGUCAAGUAAACUAAGACUAGACAGGCUACUGAUUCACCAGAUGUAUGAAACAGCCUGAGCCAGAAGAGACAUGCAUGCUUUUAAAGGAAAGUGCCAAUCAAGUUUGAUAGGUCGUGGCACAAAUGUAUCUCUGUGCAGAAUUCCAAAGUGUGAACAUAGCAUAUACAUGGCUUGUCUUAUCCUGGACAA